Molecule: messenger RNA, 648 nt
Organism: Penicillium riverlandense
Lineage: Eukaryota; Fungi; Ascomycota; Eurotiomycetes; Eurotiales; Aspergillaceae
Exons: 4
Coding region: 1-648 (215 amino acids)
Source: RefSeq, a predicted model, not a curated record
AUGACAUAUUCUGCUGACGAAGAAUGGCUAAAGAAAUGCCGACCUGAGAAUCUUCCUGUUCCUCCAUUUGAUAGCCCGCGCGAUGAAAAUGAAUUGCGCACCCUAGAGAUCGUCCGUCAGUAUACGAAUAUCCCCGUGCCAAAGUUAGUGUAUCGGGGAGAAGGCUUCAAUGUAUUUGAAAGAAUCCCAGGCUUUACCAUAUUCGAAGGUCCAAUAUGGGACAGCAUCUCCCCACGCCAACAAGAGGGGAUCAAGCUCCAAGUGCAAGGUUAUAUCAAGGCACUCGCAAAGGUUCCCAACGAAUCUGGCGGCGUUCGAUCAUUAAGUGCUUCGGGUGAAAUAAUUCAUAAUCAGCUUCCUCACCGUGGACCCUUUCAGUCUACAGGGGAUUUUCUCCGGUCGUACAAGGAGGAAGACGCCCAUCUCAUCCACCAAAUCAAUCCGCUCAGCAAGGCAGUAUUGUCGCAUAUGGACUGGGACCUCUCAAACAUUGUGUUGCAUCCGAAUAUGGAUGCAGUGCCAGGUGUCAUUGACUGGGAGCGAGCAGCUUUCUUUCCAGAGGGUGGAAGGAGUAUUCACCGGAUGUGCCAUCAGUGGCAAGGAUGGGAGACGCUCUUUGAUGGAAUUGAAUUUCCGCUACAAGGUUGA